AUGGCAACGAGACGAAGGCGAAACGGCGGAGGCAGAACAAUGCGCAGAUCUGAUAAUUGUGUGAAAGCAAUUAUAUUAGAUGUGGAUGGUCUGAAUUCUGAUUUUUAUGUUCAAAUGGAUGGUUUGAAUUCUAAUUUAUGCAAGACGAUUUUAGAUGGAGGAAGAAAUUCUCAUGAUUGUCACAUGAUUCCUGCAAAACUGGUUCACUUAACCAACAGAGUGUCGUCCCCACCCUAUGGGGAUCCCCAUGCCCAUGCUGUCAACUUGAGUUUGAUUGAUGGGAUUCAUGUUUAUAGUUAUGCUGAACCAAUUUCUAUCCUGCAAUAUGCAAAUGACACUUUGUUGUUUGUUUCAAAUGAUAUUGCUAUGGUUCAAAAUUUAUUGCGUAUUCUAUGUUUCUUUGAAUUAAUCUCGGGCUUACAAACCAAUUUUAAUAAGUCGGCAAUUAUAAGGUUGAAUGUUGAUGAUGUCUCUUUGGCUGCAACUUCUAAUAUUCUUAGCUGCAAACUUUAUUCUCUGCCUAUCAUGUAUUUGAGAUUACCUUUAUCUUCCAAAUCAGUUAGUCUUAGUCUCUGGGAACUGAUUGUAAGUAAUGUUUCUACUCAGCUUGCGGCUUGGAAAGACAAUUUGCUUUCUCCGGGAAGCAGACUCAUCUUGAUCAAAUCAGUUCUUAGUAGCCUUCCGCUUUAUUAUCUUUGCUCCUUUUUGUUUCCACACUCAGUGAUCACUACUCUAGAGCAUUUUAAGAGAAGAUUUUUAUGGAGUGGUUCGGGUGAUCAUAUGGGCUUUAGCAAGGUCGCUUGGGCCGAUGUUUGUGUUCCGAUAGACAAUGGUGGUUUAAAUAUUUUGCCACUUCGUUUCAGAAAUCAAUAA
Messenger RNA from Mercurialis annua (annual mercury), 873 nucleotides. RefSeq lists its product as uncharacterized. The transcript is spliced from 4 exons. The record is from RefSeq and is a predicted model, not a curated record. Bases 1 to 873 code for a protein of 290 amino acids. Lineage: Eukaryota; Viridiplantae; Streptophyta; Magnoliopsida; Malpighiales; Euphorbiaceae.